Medicago truncatula (barrel medic) is the source of this 1354-nucleotide messenger RNA. RefSeq names its product B-box zinc finger protein 21. The transcript has 4 exons. Gene Ontology annotation, molecular function: zinc ion binding. Lineage: Eukaryota; Viridiplantae; Streptophyta; Magnoliopsida; Fabales; Fabaceae. Gene Ontology annotation, biological process: photomorphogenesis; regulation of DNA-templated transcription. The coding region runs from base 205 to 1026 and encodes 273 amino acids. Gene Ontology annotation, cellular component: nucleus. The record is from RefSeq and is a predicted model, not a curated record.
CGACCCUGACGACACAAGUACACAUAAUGUGUAUAUAUAUGUAGAGUAUAUAAUAUAAAAAUGUUAGUAAAUGGCAAGUGAUGAUGAUAGUGGCAUGGGAUGGUGGGUUACCUAUUUUUCUUUGUUUACAUGGAAUGGUAGCUUAUUGAUCAUGAACCUUCACUCACUCUUGUUCAUCCAACACAGUUGAGUAGAGCAUAAGCAAUGAAGAUCCAGUGUGAUGUAUGCAACAAAAAUGAAGCUUCAUUAUUCUGCACCGCCGAUGAAGCCGCCUUAUGUAUCGACUGUGACCACCGUGUCCACCACGCCAACAAACUGGCUUCCAAACACCACCGUCUCGCUCUUCAUAACCCAACUCCCAAACAACACCCUCUCUGCGAUAUUUGUCAGGAGAGAAGAGCUUUUGUGUUAUGUAAACAAGACAGAGCAAUUCUAUGCAAAGAUUGUGAUUCAUCUAUUCAUUCAGUGAAUGAACUUACACAAAAACAUGAUAGAUUUCUUCUUACUGGUAUUAAGAUUUCAACUACAAACUCAUCUUCUUCAUCUUCAUCAUCAACACCUUCUUCUGCUACUACCAAGUCAAAUCAUAUUCCUUCUUCUUCUUUGAUUGAAAAAUCUACUACUCCUUCACCAACAUCUAUGGAAGAAGGAAGUGGUGGUUCUACUAUAUCUCAAUACUUGAUUGAGACUCUACCUGGUUGGCAAGUUGAUGAUUUUCUUGAUUCUUCUUCUGUUCCCUUUGCUUUCUCCAAGGGUGAUGAAUUGUUUAAUGCUGGUAUUGAAGAGAAUCUUGAUUCAUUCUUUCCCAAUAAUAAUAUGGGGAUAUGGGUUCCUCAAGCACCACCACCUUCUCUAUAUUCAUCUUCACAGAUAAUGAUGGGGCAGAGUGAGACUACAAAGAAGGGGAGCAACAACAAAAGCACCAUCAACAAAUCAAGGUUGAGGGAUGAUCAUGAUAGUAAUAUUUUCACAGUUCCCCAGAUUAGUCCUGUUGCUAAUUCCAAGAGAACAAGAUAUCUAUGGUAGAUCUAGAUAUGUACCUUAUCUUGUGUGGAUAGUUGUUAAAGCCUCUGCAUCAAAAAAUAACACUUUCUUUGUUUGUUUGUUUUUGUAUUUUUGGUUCUUUUAAUUUUCUAUCUUUUUACCUAUCUUGGCUUGAAUUUCACCUUUUUUUGGUUCCUUUUGACUUUUCUUCUUCUUUUUCUGUCAUUUUCUGAUGGAAAGCUUUCCUACCCUAUACAGGGUUUUGUUUUGAUAAAUUUAUGUACCACUGCACCUUUCUCCUUGUCAAUGUAAAUGUAAAUGCUUUCAUUUCUCUGAGCUUUUUUCUAAUGGAUGUUACUAUUUUUGUACA